Galeopterus variegatus (Sunda flying lemur) is the source of this 612-nucleotide messenger RNA. RefSeq names its product zinc finger CCCH domain-containing protein 7A-like. NCBI's taxonomy places the organism in Eukaryota, Metazoa, Chordata, Mammalia, Dermoptera, Cynocephalidae. Gene Ontology annotation, biological process: miRNA processing. The annotation marks the transcript as partial. The record is from RefSeq and is a predicted model, not a curated record. The transcript is spliced from 4 exons. Gene Ontology annotation, molecular function: miRNA binding; protein binding.
CAUCAGGGCUUCCAUGAUAAAGUUUUAGAAGACUGCGAUACAGUCCUCAGUUUAAAUGCCAACAACUGCAAAGCUCUGUAUCGGAAGUCUAAGGCUUUAAGUGAUUUAGGAAGAUACAAAGAAGCAUAUGAUGCUGUAGCAAAGUGCUCCUUAGCAGUGCCUCAGGAUGAACAUGUAAUAAAACUAACUCAAGAACUAGCUCAGAAAUUGGGGCUUAAAAUAAGAAAAGCAUAUGUUAGAGCUGAGGUCUCGUUAAAAUCAGUUCCAGGGGAUGGGGCUACCAAGGUAAAGCCAUCAUUUCUUGAGUUCAUUUCCAUCCAUUUUACAGAUUUACUGACUCCAAGGCAAGAAGCAGUUCCUAUUAUUUCUUUACCUGCAUCCAGUUUUGCUCAUGAUGUUGGAAGUGAGCUGGCCUCAGUUCCUAUUGUACCCUUAACUUCUGUCUUGUCACUGCAAGUGGAAGAGAGUGCUCUGCCCUCUGCAAUGUUGGCAAAUGGAGGAAAGAUCCCCUUUACUAUGCCAGAAACUUUUUUAGAUGAUGGAGAUAUGGUCCUUGGAGAUGAAAUAGAUGACCUCCUUGAUUCUGCACCUGAGACGGAUGAAACUGUUAUA